ACUAGCAUUUAUACACAGACUACAAUAAGCAUAAAAUAUUAGUAUUUAGUACUAUUUUUUUAUUCGCGUUUCCGCGAAACGUAGCGAAAUGAAAGUGUGCCAAAACAAAGCAGAAAGAGAGUUAUAGAAGUGUUUUUAAAAGUGGCUGCAAUAUGAUGAUCGAUCUUAACACCGUGCCAUUGUCUGCACUUACAAAUGAAUCUCGAAAUUUAUUGUCAUCUCGUUUAAAUACAAAAAAAGUUUUGCCAAUCGUUGGACCUGAUCAUCUUUCACGACACAGAGACUGGAGGGGUCUGGCAUCACUCGCAAAUAUAUCAACUGAAGAAGCAGCGACUUUAAAUGACUGUCAGGACAAAACAGCUAAGGUCCUAGAUGUAUGGACAAAAUUUAAUGAUGGAACAGCUAUGGUUGGCCGCCUUUUAGAUUACCUUCAAAUAUUAGACAGAUAUGAUGUUUAUGAAGACUUACUUGUGCUGGCUAGAGAAGAAAAACUGAUAGUUUCAAGAAAUCAAACUAAUAACAACCAGGUGGUUGUGGCUGUGGACGGCAGCGAUGAAGAUAUCAUCACAUAUGAUGAUAAGCUGUUUGGCCAACCACAGAGGUAUCAUGCUUAUGUACUCUACGCUAAAGAAGAUAAGGAUUUCGUUGAUGAACUGCUUAUUCGAAUGAGAAGUGAGGGUUUUAAGAUAUGUACAGAGGAGGACCUGGUGGCGGGACACGCGACUCAGUUCCAGCCCGUGUCGCGACUUAUCUCAGAACGCUGCCGCUACAUCGUGCUGAUCUACUCGCCGGAUUUCCUGCGUAGCCCCGCUAUUAAUUUCUGCAUGAACCUGGCACAAGCAGACGCUAUAAGCAAGCGACAGAGCAAGAUGAUCCCGGUGAUGUAUCGCCACUGCGUGCUGCCCGACCACAUCGCGCACUACCACAGCCUGCGCUACAGCGAGCCGGGACCGCACUCUUUCUACAACUUCUGGGAGCGCCUCUCGCAGUCGCUGCGCAUCGUCGAUACGCCGAGAUUAAACAGUGCCAGUUCAACGCACUCUGCAAUGAAUAUUGCUGAACUAUCACGAGGCCUCAAUAAUGGAUACCAAAAAGUCAAUGGUUACAAAGAACAUCAACUUGCUCUACCAAGUGUGCCUACUGACACAUCUAGCAUGACCGAUUUAUACCAUCUACAAGUGGACUAUGCUAAUUCUUAUGAAACAAAGUCCUUAAGCAAUACAAGCCAAUCCAGCGAAGGGAAGAAGAAGAAAUCUGGACCGUUCAGAAAAAUUAUCAAUACCUUUAGAGGCAAGAAACACAAAAAAGCUAUUGCUGUCGAGAACUGAGACAAGGAAAAUGGUCAAAAGGAGUAAUUUUGUUGUAAUGUAAUCGACCCUGAGAAAGGCGAUACAGUUGAUUUGUUAAAGAGAAUACCUUGACUACAAGGUGAGAUUUUGCAAAUAAUGAGUAUAAUACAAUGAUAUUUCUUCAUUUAAAGUUUAAACAUACUAUAAGGGAUAUUUCACAAUAGCCAUAUACCCACUACCUUCAUCCAAAACUUAGAAUAACUUGAUAUUUCUACAACUCUAAAUUUAUUUCAAAAAUCAUCUAUAGUUGGUAGUGUUGUUCUCUGGUUUGAAGAGCGAAUGAAUUGAAUGAUUGUCAAAGAACAUAACAGCUUCAGUCCCAUUUGGUGCUACAUUGAUGAUUAGGAUUUAUAUAUUUUACAGUGUCUUUUAAUGAUGUACCAUGUACUGUCGGGUGGUCCAUUUGCUGGUCUGCCUUCGUGCUAUAAAUAAAAAAUAUAUAUUUAUAUAAAAAAUGUUAUCUUAGUGUAUAUAAAUCGUACAAGUAUAUAUAUGUACAGGUUGCGUAACUGAGUUACUAUUUGUUACAUAUAUUAUAUAUUAAGUGUUCAAUAUUUAUAAUGAAAAUAUUUUUGCUAUUUUAUGACUUUUUAAAAAUUAUGUAAAAUCAAGUUAUAUACUUUUAUGUAAAAAAUAUUAAUAUUUUUACAGUAAUGUAUUGUUAUGAUAAAUAAAUCAUAGUUAAAUAUAACGAAAUAAUUGUUAAAUUUAUAAUUUUCCUUGAAGAACAAAAAAAGUUUUUUCCUAGUUCAAUCUUCAAUAGAGGUUGUCUGGAAAUGAUGUAACUCUUUAAGUGUCACUGUAAGCAAAUCAUUUAAAAAAAUAUAUGUGCUAAUAAUAUAAGCUUAACAUUGCUUAUACAAUCAAUACUACUCAAAAAUCUGGCAGUCCAUUGUUUUUUGAAUACCAAAAUUAAGAGCUAUAUAUAUAGGCUAAUAGCCUUUUUGAGAACACGGAAAUAAAAUAAACAGUUCUGAAAAAUAAAAAUGAAACUUUUUCAUUUUUUAUAUCACUUGUAGAUGAACAAGGUGCUAUAUUAAGUUACAUUCAUCAGAAUAGCUAUGGGAAAUAUUAAUCGAUGGGUAUA
Nymphalis io (European peacock) is the source of this 2436-nucleotide messenger RNA. It is a transcript of the gene Myd88, whose product is annotated as myeloid differentiation primary response protein MyD88. Bases 153 to 1328 code for a protein of 391 amino acids. The record is from RefSeq and is a predicted model, not a curated record. Gene Ontology annotation, biological process: MyD88-dependent toll-like receptor signaling pathway; positive regulation of canonical NF-kappaB signal transduction; defense response to Gram-positive bacterium. NCBI's taxonomy places the organism in Eukaryota, Metazoa, Arthropoda, Insecta, Lepidoptera, Nymphalidae. Gene Ontology annotation, cellular component: plasma membrane. The transcript is spliced from 6 exons. Gene Ontology annotation, molecular function: TIR domain binding; Toll-like receptor binding.